This is a messenger RNA of Volvox carteri f. nagariensis, 3486 nucleotides long. RefSeq lists its product as uncharacterized. Gene Ontology annotation, molecular function: ATP binding; protein kinase activity. The record is from RefSeq and is a predicted model, not a curated record. Gene Ontology annotation, biological process: protein phosphorylation. Bases 1 to 3486 code for a protein of 1161 amino acids. Lineage: Eukaryota; Viridiplantae; Chlorophyta; Chlorophyceae; Chlamydomonadales; Volvocaceae. The transcript is spliced from 10 exons.
AUGUUGGGCUAUGAUUUGCAUGGAGACAAGAGUUCGCUAUUCAGAAGGGAGACGCCGUUCGAUGCCCCUCUCCUCGACCCCAAAUGUUGCCGAGUAGCAAGAAUCAUUGGCAACGGUGGCUUUGCGGAAGUGUAUGCUGCAUAUAUUCUGGAUGCUAAUGGCGAAGAGCAAAGGGUUGCACUGAAGAUCCCGAAGCUGGAACAUCGCUCAUCGCGACAACGCAGGGAUGUUGAGAAAUUCCUUCAAACCGAGGCAUUUUCAUGCAUGGCAUUAAGGCACAGCAACCUUGUUCGUUGCUUGGGACUAAUCCGUGUACCGGCCAAUUUUCCUGGAUUGGGACAUCUUCCGGAAGCCACUUGGGCCAUGGUCCUGGAGUACUGCGAGGGGGGAACAAUCCACAGCCACAUUAGACAGUCUCUGGCUCAGGUCUCUUGCCCGUACAGCGACGUCGAGGCCCUCCACUGGCUAGUGGACGUGGCUGCGGCGCUGACCUUCCUGCACAACGCUCGGGACCCCAUCAUACACCGAGACAUCAAGGCUGAGAAUGUGCUGCUGAAGUACGACAGCGAGGAGGGUCGUAUGGUGGCCAAAGUGACGGAUCUGGGCCUACAUGCGCCCCUCGUCGAGUCUCGUUCCGUUAUGCUUCGGCGGCGGACGCCCAGCGGUCUCUCCGCCACUACCUUCGUCGCCAUCAAUCCCAUCGCAACUGAGGCGUCGGCAGCAGAACGCGACGGAGAGAGGCUCGGGGUCAUCGGCUCCAUUGACGACGACAACGAAGGCAAGCUGCAUGGCAGCAGUGAUGAUGACGAUGGCGAUGCCAGUCACGGCCGUUCAUGCAGCGAUGGCAGGAAAAGAGGACACGGCCCACGCCGAGGUGAGAAGAGCCCUUGUGGCGCCGGCGAAGGCCGCGACGGGGACGCGGACACGUUCCUGAGUACGGCGUCAGGACGGCUGCCGUAUAUGGACAACCGCAACCCUGGACCCGGUGGCUGUAAGAGCGGUGGUGGUAACGGCAGGGGCAGUAACAGCUCUGGGCCGAGCAACGUUGCGCCGGCAGGGGCAUCCGCUGCCGCCAGACCUACAGCCACGAUUGCCGAGGCAGCUGUAGUGUCGGCUCCCGCUGCACAGCAUAAGCGUCGCUUCGCACCGCUACAUGCCAGCCCCCAGGGGGGUCCUUCGUCACCGCAGCCAGGGCCCGAUCCUAAGCGCCGGUCCAUGCCUCACAAUGCCGGCCGCAGGGCGGCGCUGAAUGCAGCAGCACCCGUUUCCGCGACCGUGCCCCAGCACACAUGUCUUCAGUCUCCACCUUCUUCCUCUGCCACGAAGAACGAUGCCGCACCCAGGCCUACUGCUGCGGCGGCUAAGAGAAGCAUUGUGGAUGCAGCUCAAGUUUCGGAGCGGCCAAGGGGCCUCGCCUCCUGGCCGCUUCAUCAGCCGAGAUCAGGGGCUGCACCAUCGUCGUAUGCGGACAGGCGUUCGCAUUUGGGAAUAGGCCGCGGCGGCCUUACCCUGGCGGCUAUGUUGCCGGUUGCGGCUGAAGCCAGGGCUUUGGCAACAUUGGGCCCCUCGACUCCGCACCAUCAGCACUUGCAGCUGUACAAUCCUCUAUAUCGCACGCCGUCACUUGCAGAGUCACUUGCAGAGUCGCCGUGUUUGGGCUUCCUGCUGCCGCCAUUUGAGGGGACGGGUGGGCUUUGCAGCGCCCCAGUCAACGUGGGGGACGCCACCAGAGGGGACGGCGGCCGCAGUGGCGGCGGCAGUGGCGGCGGCAGUGGUGGCGACUGUGGUUUCGCCAGAAUCGAUGGUGUGAAUACCAGUCCGAGCGACAAUAUGGGCGGCAGCGUUGACUGGUCGGCGGGACUUACCGCUGUUAACGUUCAACCGCCGGCUGCCGCUUCUGGCCCCGCUGCGGCACACGGGAAGUCAGUGCCUGUUCCGACUUCCCGCGAUAGCUGGUGCUCUACAGCUCGUCGUACUGAUAUAGCCAUCGCUUCUGCCGCUUUCGGUGUAAGGGAACAUGAGUCGCUGCAGCCAACUGCUGCUGCUGCUGCGGCGGCGGCGGCGGCCACGGCGAUGGCGCUACCACUCACCGGUGGGACGAGCGCCAGUCGACCAGUGACUAACGGCCUGCGCGAUGGUGGCAGCACUGGAGACGGUGAUAUUGCUGAUGGCGAUGGCGUGAGGAGCCUGACCGUCGCGUAUCCUACCGCCAAGCAGAUGCUCCACAUGGGAGCACCGCAGAUUGCCGUACGCGGACGAGGGACGCCGCAGCUAGGAGGAGACAUCCCGGUCACGCCGCGCGUCGCACGCAUGCCCGAUGAUAUUGUAUCACCUCGAUAUGACGUCAAAAAGCAAAUGUACGGCAACGCAGUGCCAGCGGUGGAGACGGUGGCGGCGGCGGUUGCGACCGGGCGGGGCGGCUCCGUGAGCAUCAGCCUGGUCAAGAUUAAGGAGGACAGCUUCGUCAGCCUCUUCAGCAGGAAAUCCCAACCUGCUAUUUUGAGUAGCAGAGCCAACAGCGGCUUUGGGCGGUACAGCCUGGCGGCAACACAAAGCGGUAUUGGCGAUGGUUGUGGCGGCGGCAACCUCACGGAGCGGCGGCAAGACCACACACGCCGCUCGAGCCUUCGCCACAACGUAUCUGAUCCGUUAUUGCGGUUUUCGUCAGGCACUGCCGCCGCUGCUGGCAAUAGCGAUGACGACGGCGCCGCCGCCGCCUCUGCCUCCGACAUCUCCAAGCUGCAUGUGGUUGUGGAUAACCCGGGUAACCUCGGCUGCCACAUGCGACGCGUGAGCUCCAUGCGCCAGCUGCUUAAUACACCUCCCGAGGGACUUCUGCCGUACAACGACGAGUUCCAUUGGGUGUACGACCUCACGGGUCAAGCGGGUAGCUUCAUGUAUAUCGACUUGCCUACUAUGGACUCUGAACCCUGGUGGCCCUGCCCCGUCCCACAUUUGAUCCGGGUGGCGAAUUUGAUGACGUGGUUGCGAUUCGGCUGCUACGUGCACGACAGGCCGCCGGAGGUCUUCCUCCACCAGCCGUACAACGAAAAGUGUGACGUGUUUAGCUUUGGCGUCUUAAUGUACGAGCUGCUGAACCGCGAGGUGCUGCUGUACAGCUACACCAACACAGUCCGUGGCGCCCGACUAAAGAUCGCGACAGCCAAGGACUUUGCACGCAUGGUGGCUUCCGGCUUCCGGCCGCCCCGGCCCUCCCGCCUGUCUGCCGCCCAGUGGUCGUUGGUGUGCCGCUGCUGGCACCAUGACCCCUGUGAGCGGCCCCCGGCGGAGGAGCUGCUCCGGGAGCUGCAGGAGCUCCUGGAUGUCGCGAUCCAGCGACGCCGACGACGAUGGCAACAGCGGCAACAGCGGCAAAGUCAAGCUGGAUACCUUCCCAUGUGGCUGCACAGUGUCGUGAAGGUAUUAAUUAAGGACUCACAGGAGUCGGCGGGAGAGUCAACGGAAGCGCCAGAGAAGGUCGUGUGA